Molecule: messenger RNA, 2508 nt
Organism: Scedosporium apiospermum
Lineage: Eukaryota; Fungi; Ascomycota; Sordariomycetes; Microascales; Microascaceae
Product: C6 transcription factor
Exons: 4
Coding region: 1-2508 (835 amino acids)
Biological process (GO): positive regulation of transcription by RNA polymerase II; DNA-templated transcription
Cellular component (GO): nucleus
Molecular function (GO): sequence-specific DNA binding; zinc ion binding
Source: RefSeq, a predicted model, not a curated record
AUGCUGCGCAAAUUCGUCCCCGAUGUCGAUCUUUCAGACCCCGAUCUCGACCCAGCUGUUAAGCAGGAGUUCCGAAAUCGAGAACUUGCGCGUGCUCAAGCAGCCAAACUCAAGCAGGUACAAUCUGGAUUUGAUGCAGAUGUUGAAGAUGGGCAGAUUAUGUCCAUGAUCGAGUCGAUUGGCCAACUUGACCUAGAUGAUGCAGGGGGUUGGGAUUUCCACGGCGCGAGCUCCGGUGCCGUCUUCCUUCGCAGGAUGAAGGAGCACUUUCGGGGCAUGCUGGGUCCUACCGAAAAGGUCCCGUUCCUUCCUCGCCCGGAACGGCCUCCGGGACUCAUGCAUAUCGAAUCUCCACAAUCCGGCGCCAGCUCGCCCUUCGAUUCCACCAGCUCUCUCUCGUUGGAACUCCCAUCCAAGGAUGAGAUUAAAGAUUUGUCUUACUAUUCACUAAACUGCGCAACUUGCCUAAUUCGAAUCGUCCAUAUACCCUCUUUUUACGAACAACUUGACGCCGUUUAUGACAAGACUUACGACACUCUCACUCGCGACGAAUACCAUUUCCUAGGCCUCGUCUACGCGGUCAUGGCCCUCGGCUGCAUGUAUAGAAAUCUCGAUCCCGAAAAGCCCCAGAAAGCGGCGUAUCGGGAAGCCUUGCAGGAAGGGCUACGCUAUUAUAAUUGUGCGAAAACAGUCCUAAGGGACUUGGCAGAGUGCAGGGACCUUACUUCACUUCAAGCAUUGAUCUUCAUGAUUCUGUUCCUCCAAGCUACUUCGAACCUCAGCGCUUGCUACGCCUUCCUUGGGAUUGCUUUAAGAUCGUCGUUGCGGAUGGGCCUCCAUCGUCACCUAGAGCAUCGCUUAAUAUCCCCUAUCGAGCAAGAAGUGCGGAGACGGGUGUUCUAUGUUGUGCGGCAAAUGGACAUUUAUGUUUCUACCCUCCUAGGUUUUCCUUUGCUUCUACGGAACGAGGAUAUUGAUCAGAAAUAUCCCAGCGAGUUGGAUGACGAAUACAUCCUCGCAGACGGCCUUCAUCCUCCACCUGGCGAUAGCCCGUCACUAUUCCAGGCGUUUAACGCACAUACGAGGCUGAUGGAGAUUCUCGCGAAGAUCGUUAGGCAUGUCUAUCCGACACAAGGAUUCAACCAAGGGCAACCUUCGAUGGGUAAAGGGAGGGACCCUCUCAAUACGACUUACAUCAUCAGCUACGCCAGGAUUAGGGAAAUCGAGAAGGAUCUCCACGAGUGGUACGAAAAACUCCCGGAAAUCUGGCGGCCGAGUCCCGAGGGUCACGUUGAGGUAGUCCGAAUUCGGCACCUCCUAAGGUUCGCCUAUGCCCACGUCCAGCUUGUGUUGUACCGUCCAUUCCUCCACUAUGUCUCGCCUAGGCUCAGCCGGGGCAAGAACAUAGACGAGCUUUCGUACGCCUGCGCAGCGGCGGCCAUUAGCGUCUCGCGGAAUAUUGUGCAUAUAGGCAUUGAAAUCAGAAAACAAGGUGUCCUCAUCGGUCCGUACUGGUUCAUGCUUUACACAGAAUUCUUCGCCGUCUUAUCACUCGUCUUCUACGCGACCGAGAACCCUCAGAAGAAUGGCACGGCGGAAGUGUUAGGGGAUGCGAUUGCUGGGAGAAACAUGAUCGCAGAUCUUGUCGAUGGCAGCCUCGCCGCAGCGCGGGUAACUAAGGCACUUGAUGUUCUUUUUGAGGAGCUGCCAAAGAAGAUGGAUCUCCCAUUCCCGCGCCAGGCAAUGUCGAAGAAGCGUCCCAUGACAGCAAAGGAUGACUCGGCUGGGCCAUCAACUCUGCACCGACGACCCGAAGAGCUACCGCCGCAACAACCUAACUCCUUACCUAGAACUUCCAUUUCUCAGUCAUCAACAUCGAGGGGGUCAUUUGACAGUGCAUCACUACCCGCUGGGGGCUUCCAUCCAGACGCAUUCCCGGCCAAUCUCCAGGACCUCCUGCCGCUCGAUAUGGCCUCACGCACGACACCCGAUACCACAAGUAACGGACCCGCCGGAAUACCUCAGGGGUCCGGUUACGUGGGCGGCCAGAGCGCGAGUUCGGCUUCGCUCAACAAACUCGACGCCCUCAUGUUCCCUUCGGAGGAUCCGUUCGACUACCCGAACCAGCCGAUGAUGGAACUUGGUCUACAGCAGAAACUGGGACAAGAACACUCGAUGCAAAACCAAGGCCAAGGAUCCCAUGACUCGUCGCAGUUUUUCGUUCCGGGACCCUUUGACGAUGUAGAGUCGCAGCUUCUUGGUCAAAUGCCGCCCUUUAUGAUCGACCAAGCGCAACAGGGUAUGGAUUUGCCCAUUCCCAUGUUCACUAAUGAUUUGACAUCCCACGGCCACGCUGCGUCACCCAACCCGGGCCAGGCACAGGCGGCGCAGGCAAGCCAGCAGAGUAGAGUGGAGCAGCUGCGGCGUCAACAGCAACAGAUCCUCGCAGCCCAGCGGUUCCGCACUGAUUGGGCGGCGUACGGCAGGGGUACGGGAAGUUUCCACUGA